AUGAGUGCCAAAAAAUAUGCCUUCGUCCCCAUGGAUGAUGACGAGGUCGGUCCUCAGAAGGUCUCCAAGGAAAAGAAGCACCGGCACAGACGUGACCGCGGUACGUACGAAAAGUCGGCAUCUAAAACCGGUAAGCCUCGUCGACAGAGCAGCCGGUCUCCUCCGAAUCCACACUCUUCUUAUCCAGUUCGCCCAAAAAGCUAUCGCCGGCGCGGUGACGAAAGAGACUUUGACGAUCAAUGGGCGGAUGAGGAACCGCCGUCCGAUGAUCCUGACGCGCGGCCACAGGACGAUGAACCCGAGUUCAAAGAAUCCGCAAGCAAGCGAGUCAAGUUGAGUCGCGAUGACCGUGAGAAAGAUGGCGCGGAUUUGUCAGAUGGAGCCAAGGAGGAGCUUGCACGACAAAAGGACAUUGAGGAGCGCGAGGCUUUUGCCAAAAGAUUAAAGGAAAGGGAUGAUGAAAGAUCCAAAAAGAACCUGCGAGAUGGGGACUCUUCAGCCAGACGGAAACUGGCAGAGGAUGCUGCUGCCAGAGACGCUGCUCUGCCCGAUCUGCGAGAAAGGUCGCGUCAAGAAUACCUCAAGAAGCGCGAAACCGAACGGCUUGCGUUAUUGCGACGACAGGUGGCGGAAGAGACUGCAGAGCUCCGAAGCGGUGUACGGCUGUCUGAAAAAGAGAAACUGGAGUUCGCUAAAAACAGGGAGAUUCUGCGUCUAGCUGAAGAGAGGUUAAAAAUUGAUGACCACCGCGACGGUUAUUACAUGCCUGAGGACUACAUCACAGAAAAAGGAAAGUUGGACAGAAAGAAAAAGGAGGAGGCUCUAUACAAACGAUACGUCGAACGGGAUGAAUUUGGCCAAGAGAAAUUUGUCACGGAGCAUGAGGAAUGGGAGCAAGAACAGGCCGCCAAGGCCAAAGCUCAGAUUCAGCGGGCAGAGAUUGAAAAUGAGGACUAUGAUUAUGUCAUGGACGACCAGCAAUAUAUUCAGUGGAGUCUUGACUCGAGAAUGGCCGGUGAGGGCAAGACCAAGGAGCAAGUGUUCCUGGAGGCCCAGAUUGAUGCCGCUGAGAAGAAAGCCCUUUCGAUUCAGGAGACUCGCAAGAGUCUGCCCAUCUACCAAUACCGAGACGAGUUUCUGGCUGCAUUGGAGCAGUAUCAGAUAUUGGUCAUUGUUGGAGAAACCGGCAGCGGCAAGACGACACAGUUACCCCAGUACCUACGUGAAGCUGGGUACACCAAAAACGGGAUGAAGGUAGGCUGCACACAGCCACGUCGAGUCGCUGCAAUGAGUGUCGCCGCUCGUGUGGCGGAGGAAGUCGGCGUCAAGGUUGGAAAUGAAGUUGGCUAUUCGAUCCGUUUUGAGGACUGCACCAGUGACAAGACAAUUCUCAAGUACAUGACAGAUGGCAUGCUGCUCAGGGAAUUCAUGACGGAGCCAGAUCUGGCUGGCUACUCAGCGCUGAUGAUUGACGAAGCACACGAACGAACAGUGCACACUGACAUUUUACUUGCUCUGGUCAAGGACCUGGCGCGAGAGAGAAAGGAUCUCAAGCUUCUCAUAUCGUCGGCCACCAUGAAUGCAGAGAAAUUCGCCAACUACUUUGACGAUGCACCCAUCUUCAACAUUCCUGGUCGGAGAUACCCCGUUGACAUUUACUACACGCCCGCUCCCGAAGCCAACUACCUGGCCGCGGCCAUUACGACCGUCUUUCAAAUUCAUACGACGCAGCCCAAGGGGGACAUCCUCAUCUUUCUCACUGGCCAAGACGAGAUUGAGGCUGCAGAACAGGAGAUUACAGAGACAGCGAAAAAGCUCGGCAGUAGAAUAAAGGAACUGGUCAUUUGCCCAAUCUACGCCAACCUGCCAUCGGAUCUCCAAGCCAAAAUCUUCGAGCCGACGCCUGAGGGGGCUAGAAAGGUGGUUCUUGCAACAAACAUUGCCGAGACCAGUCUGACUAUUGACGGAAUCGUCUACGUCAUUGACCCUGGAUAUGUGAAAGAAAACAUCUACAAUCCUGCUACUGGCAUGUCAAACUUGGUUGCUGUGCCCUGCUCUCGCGCAUCUGCCAACCAGAGAAGUGGACGUGCUGGCCGCGUAGGGCCGGGAAAAUGCUUUCGCCUGUACACAAAGUUUGCGUACAUGAACGAGAUGGACGAGUCAACUACGCCAGAAAUCCAGCGAACAAAUCUCAAUGGAGUUGUCCUGCAGCUGAAGUCGCUCGGCAUCAACGAGCUGCUCGACUUUGAGUUUAUGGAUCCGCCUCCAACUGAAGCGCUGAUCGGCGCCCUGAAUCAGCUGUUUGCCCUGCAGGCUCUCAAUCACAGGGGCGAGCUUACCAAAAUGGGCCGUCAAAUGGCCGAGUUUCCCACCGAUCCCAUGCUGGCCAAGGCUGUGCUAGCUGCUGACAAGGAGGGCUGUGUCGAGGAAGUGCUGUCGAUUGUCUCCAUGCUCGGGGAGGCCUCCGCCUUGUUCUUCCGGCCCAAGGACAAGAAGAUCCAUGCCGACAGCGCCAGGAACAGAUUCACCGUCAAGGAUGGCGGAGACCACGUCACUUUGCUCAACAUAUGGAAUCAGUGGGUGGACAGUGACUUCUCGCCCGUCUGGUGUCGCGAAAACUUCUUGCAACAGCGAUCUCUCACCCGCGCUCGUGACGUCCGGGAUCAGUUGGCGAAGCUCUGCGAACGAGUCGAAGUGUCCCCAUCGACAUGCGGCGCCAACAAUCUCCGGCCCAUCAAGCGUGCCAUUACCGCCGGCUUCUUCCCCAACGCCGCACGACUGCAGAAGAGCGGCGACAGCUACCGCACAGUCAAGAACAACACGACUGUGUGGAUUCACCCCAGCAGCGUGCUCAUGUCGGUGGACCCUCCCGAGAAGAUGAUUAUAUACUUUGAAUUGGUGCAAACUACGAAGGAAUACAUGCGCGGCGUCAUUCCCAUCGAACCAAAGUGGUUGGCUGAAUUGGCACCACACUUUCACAAGAAAAAGGAUGUCGAGGCCAUGGAGGAGAAAAAGAUGCCCAAGCAAAGAUAG
Molecule: messenger RNA, 3033 nt
Organism: Metarhizium album ARSEF 1941
Lineage: Eukaryota; Fungi; Ascomycota; Sordariomycetes; Hypocreales; Clavicipitaceae
Product: DEAD-like helicase
Exons: 1
Coding region: 1-3033 (1010 amino acids)
Cellular component (GO): intracellular anatomical structure; catalytic step 2 spliceosome
Molecular function (GO): RNA binding; ATP binding
Source: RefSeq, a predicted model, not a curated record